AUGGAACAUUGUUGGUAAUGGUCUACUUAAGAAGUUCCUCAUUGUGAAAAAUAACAAAGGGGAGUUAGGGUAAAUAUCAUAGAUUUUGUACUACAAGAUGAAGAUUAUUUUAAAUAAGGAGGACAAAUUGUACUGGCAGCAAGAGGAUGA
This is a messenger RNA of Paramecium pentaurelia, 150 nucleotides long. Lineage: Eukaryota; Ciliophora; Oligohymenophorea; Peniculida; Parameciidae. The record is from the annotation of a GenBank genome assembly.